CCACAGGCCAGAUCAGGGUACUGCGCAUGCGCCGAGUACCCCGGAUAGGAGAGGAACAGCGACCUCUGCUGGACGGAUGAGGGAGUUUUGAAAACAACUACCACAGAGGAGUUUAUGAAGAGGAUUCACAGUUUCAUUGUGCUUUAUAUUCAGGCCAAGUAUUAGACACGUUAAUAAUUCUACUGCACCAUAAAAAGGACAUUUUACAGCAGUUAUUAUGUUACAUUCAACUUUAGAUAAGAUGUUCCUUUAUUGAUCCCUGUAGAUAGAUAGAUAGAUAGAUAGAUAGAUAGAUAGAUAGAUAGAUAGAUAGAUAGAUAGAUAGAUAGAUAGAUAGAUAGACUUAGACUUAGACUUUAUUGAUCCCUAUAGAUAGAUAGAUAGAUAGAUAGAUAGAUAGAUAGAUAGAUAGAUAGAUAGAUAGAUAGAUAGAUAGAUAGACUUAGACUUUAUUGAUCCCUGUAGAUAGAUAGAUAGAUAGAUAGAUAGAUAGAUAGAUAGAUAGAUAGAUAGAUAGAUAGAUAGAUAGAUAGAUAGAUCGAUAGACUUAGACUUUAUUGAUCCCUGUAGAUAGAUAGAUAGAUAGAUAGAUAGAUAGAUAGAUAGAUAGAUAGAUAGAUAGAUAGAUAGAUAGACUUAGACUUUAUUGAUCCCUUUGGGAUGACUCCCUUGAGGAAACUGGAUUUCCAGCAGCUUACAAAACACUUGUAUAGAAAAUAAAAGAGGUAUAAAAGAAUACAGUAUAAGAUAAACAAUAUAGAUAGAUAGAUAGAUAGGUAGAUAGAUAGAUAGAUAGAUAGAUAGAUAGAUAGAUAGAUAGAUAGAUAGAUAGAUAGAUAGAUACUUUAUUUAUCCAGAGGGAAAUUCAAGCAUCCGGUAGCAGCAUACACUAGAUACAUACAUGCGUUAAACAUACAUUACAAUUAAAAUUAACAUUCAAAUUAAAAUAAGAACAGUGCAAAUGGUGCGAAUGGAGGAGGAAAUUGUAAGCGCUGUAUGUACAGUCUGAUGACCAGGGGGACGAAAGAGUAGGAGGAAUUCUGCAAGAGUACAGACGUAGUAUUGAAGUACAAUAAGAGAUCACAAAAUAAGAAUAUUACAAACUACAAUCGAAGAGAUUGUUUAUACAGACUAUAAAUUAAAAGUAUAUACACAAUGUGCAAUAUGCAAGUAAAAAUGGUGCAAAUAUCUGAGCAUGUUUGACUAAAAACUAAACUGCACAUGUGCAACUUAAAUAUAAAAAGUUUGUGCAGAGUAAUGUACAUAUGUACAGGGAUAUAAAAAAGAAUAUAUAUAUGAAUAUGCUAGCAAGAUAUAUGAAGUAUGAACAGAUUAAAGUGAAUACACUAAGAUAUAUAUUAGUUAAUACAUUUAAAAAAACAAAAUAAUGAUUAAAAAGAUUCUUUAUUUUUGGCGUUUGGUAAAAGUGUAUGGAAUAUUUCUGAAAGCCUGGUAUUAUUAUUAUAUAUUAUUGAUUUAGGGUUUUUUUGUGUAUCUAGGUCAGACAACACAGAAUGAGAAAUAUAUAUAUUAAAAAAACUAUUUUAAACACCAAUAUAACAAAAAUGAAAGAAAUGUAGAAAGAAAGACAAAAAAAUAACAAUAAAUAAGUGAAUGCUUUGUACUUUGAAUCAAAUAGAGGUCUUCUGUUGGGGUUUUCUCUUUAUUGCAAAUCGUAAUUUUGGGGGAUUUUUAUGCUAAAAUUGGCUGCCAAAAUAUAAUGACAUUGUUGUCCUCUGUAGAAAGAAAAUACAAUUGAACAUGUGGUUUAUUUGGUGCCUUGAUGCAUCGAUUAUGAUGUGGUUUUUAUAAGCCAUUGUGCAGCCAACACAUUUUAUGAUGCAGCCAACAUUUUAAAAGACAAUUUGGACAUAUAAAAAAAAAAAAGCUGUUAAAAUUAAAUGUGGUUUUUUUUUUUCCCUCCAGGAUUUUUAUUGUCUCUAUUUCAUGUUUUUGUUGCUCCAUCCAACAUCUCCAUCUGAUCCUGCUUUAAGUGGCCUUAUUGAACCCCUCAGCACUGACGUGUCCGCCUGCACUUGAAGGCCGCAGCAGGUGUUUCCUAUAUGACUUAAUGAGCGGAGAUGUUGGGGCUUUUGUUGGUAGGACGAUAUGCGCACCUGAGAGUGAAGCGUUUCUACUUCUGUUUGUUUAUCGAAGAAUCGACUGUAAAGUUUCCCUCUGCUCGUCCGACGCUGGCUGACGUUCACCGGGUUUCUUUCCUCUGCGGCGUUUUAUUUCUGACAGGUUGAGCAAACACGAGAGAGGGAGAGAAAAUGGACGAUGGAAGCAAACAACCACACACAUUUGGCGGACAACAGAGAACUCAACAUCCCAGACCUUUUUUCUACGUGCAGCCACCGUCUCAGCCUUACUACCUCUACCAGCACUGGCAGAUGAACAACCCAUACAGUCAGUAUGGUUUUCCUGGAGGUUUUAACUUUGGCCGUCCCUGCAUGAACCCCUACCAGUACAUGCAGUACCCUGGGUUUGUUUUCCCACACGCCCCGAUAUAUCCAAUGGACCAUAGGCGAAUGUUUGAACCUCGGUUCCACGCUCCUCCUCCCUGGGGUGACGUGCCCCGCCAGCAGUAUCACCCGCAGCCUCACGGCCGGCGAGAAAUGGCCUGUUCAGAGGCUCAGACCGACCCCAGCGACGCCAUAACCAAGCUCAUCGAGUGCCUGGAUAAGAUUCGAGGUGGUGAGCUGCAGGGAGCCGAGAGAGAACUGGACUCUGGUGUCGCCUCACAGUCCUCGGGGAUGUUUUCUCCAGGAGAGGAUAAGAAAAGAGAGGAGCAGGGUCACGUCCUGCCCUCGGCGCAUGACAGCAGCCGUUUGGAGUCUCCGGCUGUGACCUUCAGUGACUCCACGACGGCGGUGUACGACGGCGAGUCCAGCCAAAGGAGCUUAGAUGGCCUGAGCCCUCAGGAAUGUUGGUCAGGAGGACUGGAAGAGGAGUUGCCUCUCGACACCUCCUCUGUUCACGAAGAGUGCUCUGAGCUUGAGCAGCCCGCAGCAGAUGAACGCUUCCUCGCUCUUGAAAAAGCGGAGGCCACGGAUAUCCAGUCAGAUACCUCGGUGACCGAUCCAAGCGUUCCCAAAUGCCAUACUGAAGAGCUCCAGAAGCAAAGAGGGGAUCCAACCCUGCCUUUAACCCCAUCAGUGCCAUCUUCCUUUACCGCCUGCCAGCCAGCGCUCCGAGACACCAAAAGUGGUGAAAAAGCCUCAAAACCAGAACAUCAGAAAGCCGAUCAAAACUACCAGAUCCUCAAGCUGCCCUUCGAGAGGGUUUUGACCCCUGGAGAUGCUGCAGUCGGCCACCUCUCUUCCCCCGCUGCGCCCUACUUCUACAACUACCCCGUCAUGCACACCACCCAUGAGCGGAUGAGCGUGCUCAGUCCGUCGCUGGACGAGCUUUCCUCCAGAGACGAGAUGUUCUCCACAGACCUGGACGAUACGGAUCUCUUCCCGAAACGCGUGUAUACAGGCAGGAGGCUUGCAGAAGUCGUAGGCGGGUCUCCGCAGGCUGCCGAAGAAGCAGAACCUGUGUGGCCACCUGGUUCAAAGAGGUUCAUGUGCGCCUGCUGUGGGAAAAGCCUCGCUAAAGGGGUGAGCAGGAGCAAAGUCCACACCUCCAAGAUGUACAGGGAUGAAGCCGGAGACUCCGAGGAGGAAAGCCGAUAUGGAAGAGGGUGUGAGCAGCCCGUCAGAGUGGUUGUGAGGAAGCACACUGCGCCCAGGAAGCCCCAUUCUGCCCCACUGAGACAUGCUGCAAAACCUUGGUAUAAAAGAGGCCAGUACAAAGAUCCAGUAGAGCCGGUCAACCAGGAGGAAGGUCAUGAUCUUUGUCAGCAGGAGCCAGCCGAUGGCGAGAUUGGAGAGUUGACUAGUAGUGAGCUGCAGUGCAGAACAUGCCAGGACAGACUCUGCAGAGAAGAUGUGACCACGUCCGACCAGGGCAGGUGGGGAGACGGUGACGUGAUUCCCAGGAGGAGACAAGCAACCCCUCUUCAACGACAAGAGAUGAGCACUCAGAGGAAAGUGAUGUACCACAGGCCAAGAGACGAGGACAAUGAUGACGAUGAGCCGCCACCAUUACACUGGGAGAGAGGCUCUACCGUGAGAGGAGAACCAAGAUGUUGAUGCCCCCGGAUUGACUUUCGAACAAAACGUGUUGAACUGUCCCCCCCAAAAGGUGUAUUUGUUCCAGGAUAAUGUAAUUUAAUAUUUAGAGCACCAGGUGAAAUGCACUGCACAGAAAGCCUCUUUAUGUUAGAUAAAAGUAAAAAAAAAAAAUGGUAAAAGGAAUGUAUAAAGUUUCUGCAGUGACACUGCCGU
Molecule: messenger RNA, 4334 nt
Organism: Dicentrarchus labrax (European seabass)
Lineage: Eukaryota; Metazoa; Chordata; Actinopteri; Moronidae
Product: bucky ball-like
Exons: 9
Coding region: 2274-4139 (621 amino acids)
Source: RefSeq, a predicted model, not a curated record